UGGAUCACCGCGUCAGCACGGUAAGGAGCCCUUGCAGUCGAAUGGCGCAGCUGGGUGGCAAGGUGAUGUGCUACUGCGAUACUUGGCACUGCUCCAAUGACGGUGCCAAGCUACUGUGCCUGGAUGACGACGUACGACCCUUCCCCCAGCGCUGCUUCGCGCUCAACGUCGGCAUUGGCUUCGACCUUUCCUUCGACGAGGCCAUGGUGCAGUACGGGUGUCGCGUGGCAGCGCUCGACCCGACCAACCCCAACAUCACCAACAUGAUGCACCGGAAGAACCUCCACGCGCUCGGCAUAGGCCUCGACAACAAGGACUACAUCCUCACCCUCGACAUGACCUACGACAGUAAGAACUACGUCAAAGCCACCGCGUCGUAUAUGACUUACAAGUCGAUUUUGAACACCCUCGACCACCCACGCGUCGACCUCUUGAAGAUCGACAUCGAAGGCUACGAAUGGCGGGUUUUGAAACAGAUCCUCAACGCCCCCGACGCGACAGAACUACUGAAGGACGUCCGGCAGAUCCUAUUGGAGAUCCACCUCGACUUCCUCCUGAAACCUGACGAAGUGUUGGACAAGUACGAGAACAUAUUAGACACCCUGCAGGUCCUGAGGCAGCUCGAAAACUUCGGCUUCGUCCUCGCCGCCUACGACCUCAACGAGACGAGGCAGCAGCACUUCGCGUUCAACGGGUACCAGAUAGCGGUCUUCCGGGAACUGACGCUGCUCAGGAGGCCGACGAAACCCAACGAACGAAAAUAUAAAUACAGAACAGCACGUGCUCCUGUCUCAUUCCAGGAGAACUUUGUGGCAAAUCUUCAUAUGCCAAGUUACAACCUCUAA
Molecule: messenger RNA, 845 nt
Organism: Penaeus indicus
Lineage: Eukaryota; Metazoa; Arthropoda; Malacostraca; Decapoda; Penaeidae
Exons: 2
Coding region: 42-845 (267 amino acids)
Source: RefSeq, a predicted model, not a curated record